Molecule: messenger RNA, 447 nt
Organism: Lactuca saligna
Lineage: Eukaryota; Viridiplantae; Streptophyta; Magnoliopsida; Asterales; Asteraceae
Source: the annotation of a GenBank genome assembly
AUGUCAACAGGCUAUAAUGGUUGGGGUAAAUCUAAAAAACACAGGAAAGAUGUUAAAGACAUGGAAGGGAAAAAUGGGAAUAAAUCUGCAGAAAAUGUGCAUUAUACUCAUUCUGCAUCCUCGGUGAAUGAAAAAUUACAGAUAAGGUUGAGGAAAUGUAGCUUCUUUGAAUGGAAAGAUGAAGAACAUGCAAACGGGUACUACAAAAACCUGUUAUACUCUCUGAAGCAGAAACUGGAUGCCAAAGAUGAAAUGUCUAAGAUGAACAAAUUGAGGAGAAGGAUUGCUGAAGUGGAGUUUCUGCUGUCACAGGAGCAGUAUAAGGUGGCAAAGAGUGAGAAAGAAGUUCAUGAUGCAAGGAAGGCAAUAGGCAGGUACAGGAUGAUAGUUUCCCUGUUGUUUGCUUGCUUGGCCCUAUGUGUUUUGAAGUUAGGGGGGUCAAUGUAG